UCGUGCCAUCCGGUUGUCGUUGAUUCGGUGAUUCGGAGUUCCACCGCGAAAUUAAAAAAAAAAGCGCCAGAAAAUUAAAUAUUUCUUGCUCGUAUCGUAAUGUGAUAGUAUUUUGUAGACUACUUGUUAACUACUUCAAGGUUGAUCGACUGAGCGACGAAGUGUUAUUUGUUUGUAGAUUUAAGAAUUGCCGCCUGAGCUGGCUGAAGUUGAAAUUCAAGUGCAUGGUGCAUGCGUGAAUGACAAAAAGCUUAACUGUGUUAACUGAAAAUUUUCUACUUUUUUGUGAUACAUUUCCAUUACUUAGCCCCAUAGGUAACAGACACACAGCACACGUGUUUUAGAAAUGAAUAUGCAAUCAAAUCUUGGAUUUAUAGAAAAGCUGCGAUGGCGCUUAAAAAUCUAUGAACACGGUUAUCAACAGAAUCGACACAUCACCAGCGAAACAGCGCUUAUAGAGACUGAAUAUGGAAAAGUAGAGGGCGUCAAACGAUUAACGAUAUAUGAUGUACCCUACUACAGUUUCGAGGGCAUACCUUAUGCGCAACCACCUGUAGGCGAGCUACGUUUUAGAGCGCCUCAACGACCCACACCCUGGGAGGGAGUAAGAGAUUGCAAAAAUACCAAAGAAAUGGCGGUACAAACUCAUGCGAUUACUGGAACUUUGGAAGGAUCCGAAGACUGCCUCUACCUCAAUGUAUAUACGAAUAAUAUACAACCUGAUAAGCCACGACCUGUUAUGAUUUGGAUACAUGGCGGUGGUUUUAGCAUAGGUGAGGCUACUCGGGAUUGGUAUGGACCUGAUUAUCUAAUGGAAAAGGAUGUUGUGCUUGUAACAAUACAAUACCGGCUUGGAGUGCUGGGCUUCCUUUCGCUGAAUACUCCCGAAUUGAAUGUACCUGGCAACGCUGGCCUCAAAGAUCAGGUGCUGGCUAUUAAGUGGGUGAAAAAUAAUUGCUCAAGUUUUGGCGGAAAUCCGGACUGUAUUACUGUGUUUGGUGAAAGUGCUGGUGCCGCUUCUGCCCAUUGUAUGAUGCUCACCGAACAGACGCAGGGUAUCUUCCAACGUGUCAUUUUAAUGUCGGGCAAUGCUUUACCAUUGUGGGAGACGAAAAAUCAGACUGCUCGUGCUUUUACACUCGCCAAAUUGGCUGGAUAUAAGGGUGAAGAUAAUGAGAAGGAAGUUUUGCAAUUUUUGAGAAAAUGUAAAGCGAAAGAUCUAAUAGCGCUGGAGAAUCGGAUACUUACAGCUGGCGAUCGUGCACGUAAUAUUAAUGCGCCAUUUCUGUAUUGUGUAGAGCCAUAUCUGACGCCCGAAUGUGUGAUACCAAAACCUAUUAGAGAAAUGAUGAAAACGGCGUGGGGUAAUGCGAUACCGCUGCUGGUCGGUCAUACGUCCGAUGAGGGGCUGAUAGCAAUGCAAGGUGCGAAACAAUUAGCCACCUUAGCCCAAAGACAAAAGACUUACUCGUUGGAACCAUUUGUGCCCUUUGAAGUUGCCGUAAGUGAGGAAAGGGAAAAAUUUGAGCAGAAAUUGAAGGCAACGCAUGUCAGUGGUAAAAUACCAACGAUUGAAGAAUACAAAAAGAUCAUAGAAUACAGUUACCUUCAUUUGCCUCUCUACCGACUUAUACGCUCACGCUUCACAUACGCUGCCGGAGCACCGCUUUAUCUCUAUCGUUUUGACUUCGAUUCCGAAGAGUUGCCACAUCCGUUUCGUAUUUUUCGCAUGGGGCGUGGCGUAAAGGGUGUGUCGCAUGCAGAUGAACUUUCUUACCUAUUUUCAAAUCUUUACUCACAUCGAGUGCCCAAAGAGAGUCGCGAAUAUCGCACAAUAGAGCGUAUGCUCGGAUUUUGGACACAAUUCGCGCUUAGUGGGAAUCCCAACGACGAGCAAAUACCCGGCAUGACAACACUGACGUGGGAACCGCUCAAGAAAAGUGAACCGAAAAUUCUCUGUUUAAAUAUAAAUGAUGACUUAAAGCUAAUCGAAUGGCCAGAAUUAGCAAAGGCUAAGGUAUGGGCGAGCGCUUACGAUCAUCAUAAGGAGUUGCUAUAUUGAGAAGGUGAGAGUGAGAAAAGAGCGCACAAUAGCUUGAAAAAUGAAAUUAGGCUCGUAAAUCCGAAAUAGUCAAUUAUGUAUAACAUAUGUAUUAGAAAAAACGUGAAUUGUUUAUUAUAAAUAUUUAUUGUUAUUUAAAUGAAUAUUUAUUUUUCAAAAUUGAAUCAAACGAAUGUACAUAUAUCGUAUUUGUAUAUAAAAAUGUAGUUUUCGAAUUUUAAUAUUUAGUAAACGAUAAUUAUAGAAAUUAAAGUGAAUGAAAGGCUUUAAACAUUUGUAAACUAUGUACAAUAUUGCAUAUAUUAAAUAGUGAUUAAAAUACAAAAAUAAAAACUUUAAAUAUACCUCACUGU
Rhagoletis pomonella (apple maggot) is the source of this 2415-nucleotide messenger RNA. RefSeq names its product esterase B1-like. The coding region runs from base 347 to 2062 and encodes 571 amino acids. The transcript has 6 exons. The record is from RefSeq and is a predicted model, not a curated record. Lineage: Eukaryota; Metazoa; Arthropoda; Insecta; Diptera; Tephritidae.